Messenger RNA from Porites evermanni, 3077 nucleotides. NCBI's taxonomy places the organism in Eukaryota, Metazoa, Cnidaria, Anthozoa, Scleractinia, Poritidae. The record is from the annotation of a GenBank genome assembly.
AUGGAUUGCCAUGUAUUACUAUGUAUUACCAUGCAUUAUCAUGUAAUGCCAUGUAUAGCCAUAUACUGCCAUGUAAAGCCCUGUAUAACCAUGUACUGCCAUGUAUUGCCAUGUAUUGCCAUGUAGAGCCAUGUAUUGCCAUGUAUUACCAUGUAACGUCAUGUAUAGCCAUGUACUGCCAUGUAUACCCAUGUACUGCCAUGUAUUACCAUGUAUUACUAUGUAUUACCAUGUAUUACCAUGUAAAGCAAUGUCCUGCCAUGUAUACCCAUGUAUUGCCAUGUAUUACUAUGUGUUAACCAUGUAUUGCCAUGUAGUACCAUGUACUGCCUUGUAAAGCCAUGUAUAGCCUUGUACUGCCAUGUAUCGCCAUGUACUACUAUGUAUUACCAUGUAUUGCCAUGUAUUACCACGUAUACCCAUGUAUUGCCAUGGAUUAGUAUGCAUUACCAUGUAGUGCCAUGUAUUACUAUGUAUUACCAUGUAUUACCUUGUAUUUGCAAGUAUUGCCAUGUAUUACCAUGUACUGCUAUGUAUAGCCAUCUAUAAUCAUGUACUGCCAUGUAUAGCCACGUAUUGCCAUGUAUAGCCAUGUAUAGCUGUGUACUGCCAUGUAUAGCCAUGUAUAGCCAUGUAUAGCCAUGUAAAGCCACGUAUAGCCAUGCACUGCCAUGUAUUGCCAUGUAUUCCCAUGUAAUGCCAUGUAUAGCCAUGUACUGCCAUGUAUAGCCAUGUAAUUGCCAUGUAUUACCAUGAACUGCCACGUAUAGCAUGUAUUGCAGUGUAUUACCAUGCAUUGCCAUGUAUUGCCAUUUAUGCAUGUAUAGCCAUGUAUACCCAUGUAUUGCCAUGUAUUACUAUGCAUUACCAUGUAUUCCCAUGUAUUACCAUGUACUGCCAUGAAUAGCCAUGUAUUGCGGUGUAUUACCAUGUACUACCAUGUAUUGGCAUGUGUUGCCAUGCACUGCCAUGUAUUACUAUGUAUUGCCAUGUAUUACCAUGUAUAGCCAUGUACAACCUUGUAUAGCCAUGCACUGCCAUGUAUAGCCAUGUAUUGCCAUGUACUCCACGCAUUACCACAUACUGCCAUGUAUUGCCAUUAAUCCAUGACUGCCAUAUUUUGCCAUGUACUGCCAGGUAUAACUAUGUAUUAGCAUGCAUUGCCAUGUAUUACCAUGUGCUGCCGUGUAUAGCCAUGUAUUACUAUCUAUUAGCAUGUAUAGCCAUGUAUUGCCAUGUAUUACUAUGUAUUACCAUAUAUUGCCGUGUAUAGCCAUGUACUGCCAUGUAUUGCCAUGUAUUCCCAUGUAUUGCCAUGUAUAGCCAUGUAUCGCCAUGUAUUACCAUGUAACGUCAUCUAUAGCCAUGUACUGCCAUGUAUUGCCAUGUAUACCCAUGUACUGCCAUGUAUUACCAUGUAUUACUAUGUAUUAUCAUGUAUUAUUAUGUACUACCAUGUAUUGCCACGUAUUACCAUGUAUAGCAAUGUGCUGCCAUGUAUACCCAUGUAUUGCCAUGUAUUACUAUGUGUUAACCUUGUAUUGCCAUGUAGUACCAUGUACUGACUUGUAAAGCCAUGUAUAGCCUUGUACUGCCAUGUAUUGCCAUGUACUACUAUGUAUUACCAUGUAUUGCCAUGUAUUACCAUGUAUACCCAUGUAUUGCCAUGGAUUAGUAUGCAUUACCAUGUAGUGCCAUGUAUUGCUAUGUAUUACUAUGUAUUACCAUGUAUUACCUCGUAUACCCAUGUAUUGCCAUGGAUUAGUAUGCAUUACCAUGUAGUGCCAUGUGUUACUAUGUAUUACCAUGUAUUACCAUGUACUGCUAUGUAUAGGCAUCUAUAGUCAUGUACUGCCAUGUAUAGCCACGUAUUGCCAUGUAUAGCCAUGUAAUAAAUAAUAAUAAUAUUUAUUGCUUAUAGCGCGCAAAUUAACAUUCGAAUAUGAUCAAAUGCGUGUUACAUCUAAGAUACCUAGAAACUAUAAACAAAAGAAAAAGAAAACUAUAUACAUCAUAUAAAAACUAAAAAUACAUCAUAAAAAAAAUAAAUUACAUCAUAUUAAAAAUAAGAUAAUGAGCAACUAAAUUAGAUAAAAUUAACAGAAAGCCAUACGAAACAAAAAAGUCUUAACCUUAGUUUUAAAAUACUAAUAUAAUUAGGAGCUAGGCCAUUAAUAGCUUUAAAAAUUAAAAUUAACAUUUUAAAUUGUACUCUCUGUUUUAUGGGAAGCCAGUGAAGGGAGCGGAGCACCGGAGUUAUGUGAGAAAACUUUGCUGGUCCAGUUAUAAGCCGGGCUGCUGCGUUUUGAACUCGCUGAAGUUUGUUUAAAGAGUUGUCCGGGGGUCCACAUAGCAAACUGUUACAGUAAUCAAUUCUACUUGUAAUCAUGGCAUGUACUAAAGUCUUAGAGGUGUCCGUUGUAAGAUACUUCCUAAUUCUCCUAAUGUUAUAAAGCUGAGAAAAGGCAGGUGUGUAGGUGCCAUGUAUAGCCAUGUAUAGCCAUGUACUGCCAUGUAUUGCCAUGUAUUCCCACGUAAUGCCAUGUAUAGCCAUGUACUGCCAUGUAUAGCCAUGUAACUGCCAUGUAUUACCAUGUACUGCCAUGUAUAGCCAUGUAUUGCAGUGUAUUACCAUGCAUUGCCAUGUAUUGCCAUUUAUUGAUGUAUACCCAUGUAUACCCAUGUAUUGCCAUGUAUUACUAUGCAUUACCAUGUAUUCCGAUGUAUUACCAUGUACUGCCAUGAAUAGCCAUGUAUUGCGGUGUAUUACCAUGUACUACCAUGUGUUGGCAGGUGUUGCCAUGCACUGCCAUGUAUUACUAUGUAUUGCCAUGUAUUACCAUGUAUAGCCAUGUACAACCUUGUAUAGCCAUGCACUGCCAUGUAUAGCCAUGUAUUGCCAUGUAUUCCACGCAUUACCACAUAGUGCUAUGUAUUGCCAUUUAUCCAUGUACUGCCAUGUUUUGCCAUAUACUGCCAGGUAUAACUAUGUAUUAGCAUGCAUUGCCAUGUAUUACUAUGUAUUACCAUAUAUUGCCGUGUAUAGCCAUGUACUGCCAUGUAUAGCCAUGUAUUGC